GUCAAACAUCAUUACGUCGGUUCGGAAGAGAGUGCGGGCUUGGAGUUCUCGGUCGGGCAGCGUUUGCAUACUAACCAGCAGCUUCACUUCACACUCGCCGCCAUGGCUCCUUCCCCGCGCAAACGUCUGUUGUCGCCGCGCAAACGCCUACCGCCUACACCGUUCAAUCAGACAUGGCACGAGACCGACACAGCACACCUCGACCCCAGCGCCCUGCCUGUCGCCCGCAUACCUCGAGGCUGGGAGCGCAAGCGCGAAGUCACGCAAGUCAGUGAGGGCAAAGCGAAGAGCAUCUGGCGGAGAUUCAACUCGCGGUCGAGCAUCAUCAACGGGCAGCAAGAAGAUGAGACGGAAGAGGAGGAGCUUGAUGCACAGUCACGUGCUGUGAAGAGGCGGCAGAGGAUGAGCCCCGAAGCUAUGGAGAAGAUGCAGGGCAACAAGCGCGCCUUCAAGGGCACACGCUGGGACCGGAGAAAGAGCGUCCUUCCCCGCAAGAGGUCUGCGCACAGUAGCGAGGCUUUGCACGAAGGCCAGAGCGAGAGCGACGACACGCAAGACGCAACAGACGCGGACAUGAGCCACGAGAGCUUGGCAGAGGUACCACAUGCGCACGAGGGCCCGUCAUCAUUUACAUUCGCCAUAGACACAGCACAGACGCUGGACGAGCUGCCGGACUAUGAGAGCCUAGACGAGCAGGACGGCGAGCAGAAGCUGGGCAACAUACUCCCAGAAGACUCGACCUUCGCACUCAUCUUCAGAUCACCCGUCAAGGGCAGUUCGGCACCACUUUCGACGUCACCCGCCAAGCCCGAUUACCCUGCGUUACCACACAGCGAAAAGGGGAAGGAACAAUUGGAAGCAUCGUCUGAGCAAGCCGUAGGAGAGGAGGUCACGGUCACGGGCCCAACUGUCGAGAGCGCUGUUGCUGCGGUCAUCGCCAAUGUACCGACUUCCACUACGUACAUACCGGAGAGCGAUGCAGUAGUCAGAAGCCGGGAUGAGGAUGGCACAGACACGACAAACACAGCGAACACGGCGCAAGCUGAGGUCAUGGCUGCAGACCCGACCGAAUCAUCGAGCGCAGAAACCCUUCAAGCUCAACUGGACGAUGCAGAGGAACUUACCUACCCAGCACUACCGACCGGAUCCACUUCAGAUGACCCGGUUGGUGACGCGCAGACCAAUGACGAUACGCGCGCAGGAGACGAAGAAGAGGAUGAUGACGCUGAGAUGUCUGAGGUAGACCUGGGUACCUUCACAGCCUCUGCCAAGCCUGCAAACAACGACACAGCUGAAACGGUCGAAGACGAGUCCGCCGACGAAGAGGUUACUGAAGCCUCGUUGCAGUUAGAUAUCCAAGGAGAGUACGAGCGGGAGGGCGAGCUUGCAUCCCAGCCACCAACACCGAAGCCGGCUGAGAAAGGAGCACACAACAUCGCAGACGGCCUGAUACUCACCCCUAUACCGGCGAAGGCUCACUCGAAAGAGCACACACCCAAGACGUUGCGCUCACCGCCACCACCACUGCGCAUCGAAUCUGGUCCUGAUGAUGCAACGGUGACACUCGCAAUCGACGAUGAUACUGCCAUAUUGAAGAGCUUCCUCAGCCGAGCAGCUGCUAGCAAGGCUGAAAGGUCUGCGAUUAUCACCCGGCGAUCUUCUCUGGAAAACCGGCGAGACUCAGACAUUGUUCGCCACGCCCUGGCGUCGCCUCGCAAGGCUCUUGAGGAGAAAGACCCCAACUCACCAUCCAAAACCGACAGCGAAGCAACAUUCGAUCUGUCCGAGACACCAGUGCUAAGCCCAGAGAUCGAGGAGUCAGCAUCGCCCACGCUAGAACAGCCUGAGGCCAAGGACACCGCAGAAGCGAAGACUGGACAGGGCUCGCGACGCUCCUCUCGUGCAAAGAAGUCCCGUCUCCCAGCUCCAGCCACAACCACUCAACCCCAGGCCUCCAACAAGAUCGCCAUCCGCCGCGCUGACGGCACCGACCCUGUAGUCCUUAAGAAGACCGACGCCCAAGAACUCGCCCUCAUCACCAAGAACAACACACGCAAGAACAAGCAGGGCGCUUUCAUGGUCAGUCUUCGCCUGCUCAAGCUCCAGGCCGAAGCCAUCCUAUCUCCUACAGCGGAUAUGGUCGCAGACGCAGAGAAACCCCCAGCUCCAGGCAGGAGGGGAAUCAGAUGGGACGAAACGCUAGCAUACUACCAGGAGCACGCCGACACUAUCGCCGCGCAGCAAGUCGAAGCAGAGAGUCUGGCUACCCCAGAUGAACUGAGCCUCCCAGCGCUAACAGCUACGAAGAAACCAAAGGCAAAGACGAGUAUAGACAAGAACUUGACGCCUAAGAUCCGUCGCGUGCGUGGGCUCGGCACAGCGAAUGGUACACCAGGGAAGGGUUUGUUGGCGACUGGAUCCCUACUCCCGGAUGCCGUGCAGGAAGAGAAGAGUGCUGCCCAGCCUGCGCCGACGAAGGGCAUACCUAAGCCCAAAGCUACCAAGAAGUUGCCUGUUCCUUCGACGCCUACGGACUCGAAGCUCGCGGCGCUUGAAGUUGCGCCUGUUGGUGUCGAGCCGAUUAAGGAACGCAAGAGUCGCCUCGCCCCGCCGAAGAGUGUAAGGCUCCCAAAGCCUGUUGCUAAUGCAGUGCUGGUUAAGGCGGAAGAGAAGGAGAAUACGAGCACAGGGGUUAGUGGCGCGACGCCGAGGAAGGGUAUUCCAGCUCCGAGGGUUGUGGCGCCGAAGAGUGUUGCGGCUUCGGCGCCAGCUGUGCGUGUGGAGAGUGGGCUGCCUAGACGGCGAGGACGGAAGGUUUGAGGUUCUACGGGUGAAGGUGAUGGUGGCAGCGCUUUGUCGUGUUGUGUGAUGAGUGAUGACUUGGGCGCUCUGUGUGCUUUGCUACAUUCUGGAGUUCUAUACCUUUGCAUUUACGCGGGCGGUAGAGGUGC
Molecule: messenger RNA, 2951 nt
Organism: Macroventuria anomochaeta
Lineage: Eukaryota; Fungi; Ascomycota; Dothideomycetes; Pleosporales; Didymellaceae
Exons: 2
Coding region: 103-2820 (905 amino acids)
Source: RefSeq, a predicted model, not a curated record